Messenger RNA from Aspergillus thermomutatus, 1695 nucleotides. RefSeq lists its product as uncharacterized. The record is from RefSeq and is a predicted model, not a curated record. The coding region runs from base 1 to 1695 and encodes 564 amino acids. The transcript is spliced from 4 exons. NCBI's taxonomy places the organism in Eukaryota, Fungi, Ascomycota, Eurotiomycetes, Eurotiales, Aspergillaceae.
AUGGGAAGACUUCGGACGGCCACAGCUACUACCAGGGGGCGGCUGCGGUGGGAUUCGCCCCGUAUGUCUUCAACGCAGCGGUUCACUACGGCGAGAACAUGCGCACAAAGAUCACCCAGCGGACUCAUCAUGCUUGAGGCGGAUGUGGAUUUUCUACUGCUAGACCCGGCGCAUGAAGAGGAGACAUACACGGCCUCCCUAGCGUACUGCUUGCUCGACGGGCCGCUCUUCACCAUCAGAUACACUGAAAUCCGCGAGCUCAUCGGCGGCUUUAGCUACAACACAGCCAUCAUGAUGCCCGCCAUUGCACAGGUGGUCUCGUUCCCAUUCCUGCGGGUGCCGCCCAGCGAUGGCACCAAGGGCGCUCAGGCGGCCCCUCAUGGGCAGUGGCUGUGGAAUCCCGCCGUCACGCUGGGCAUCUUUGGUGUCGCCGCGGCCGAGAUGCCCAUGGGGUCGGCGGUGAAGACCCGAUUUGCGCGGUUGCAGCUGGCCCUGGCCGCCACCGUCGACGUCAACGCCGGCAUCCUGUCGAUCGACGGCCAGCUCACCCCGGCCUCCUUCGUCCUAGACCCCCACUGCCACCUCACUGGCGUAGGCGGCUACCAUCUGCGCUUCAAGGCACCGACGCAGUGUCCAUCGCCGCCGCGCCUGGGCAUCAGUUGGAGCUUUAGCGAUGCCAUCAACAUCACUGGCGAGGCCUACUUUGCUAUAACGCCCAAGGUCUGCAUGGGAGGUGGCCGACUGCACGUCACGCUGUCUGUGGGGCCCCUGAGCGCAUACUUUGAUGCCUACAUUGACUUUCUAAUACAGUACCGGCCCUUCAACUUCGAGACACAGGGCGGCCUCGCUGUCGGCGUACGCUAUACCCUUGAUCUGUGGCUCGUGUCCAUCCCCAUUGCAGUCGACAUUGGCGCCACACUCUUCCUUGAGGGUCCCCCCGUCGCAGGCCGGGUGCACGUUGACUUCUGGGUCUUCGGGUUCGAUAUCAAGUUUGGUGCGCUGGCCAUCCGCCCAGCCAGUUUCAUCGAUCUGACCGAGUUCUACAACCUGGUGCUACAGGCGGACACCACACCCCCGGCACUGCUGCCUGGUAUUACCGUUGACGCCCCGCCGGUUCCCUGGCUCUUAUCAUGCACCAGCGGGCUCAUCCCGACCCCCAGCGCCGGUCCCACGGGGAUCACGCCCCGGCCAAGAACCGUCCCUGGACCGUAUGUGGCGCCAUCUUUGCCUUUACGGUCUCAUGCAACGCGCUCCCUGUCGCAACUCUGGGGCAAGUACCAGGCUAGCGAAGACCUCCUCGACGGUAGAUCCAGCCCCACCGUCACCCUCAACACCCACGUCCACCUCCAGGCACCGGUGGAGCAGCUCUCGAUCGACCAGAUCGCCGACUUUUCGGCCGAGAAGACCAUGGGCCAGGUUGCUGCCCAAACGCCGUUUCCUGCCCGGACGACGGCAAAUGGACGGUGGUACGCGGCGGAUCCAGCCCCUUCGGCGGCGGAGCAGUUUUGCAACGUUGUCGGCGCAUGGGAGCUUCUGGAGCUGGGGGCGUCUGCGGCGCAGCAGGCUGUGUGGCAAUGGGCGGCGCUGUUGGGUCGGGGAGCAAUCCAGCUCAAGGCAGACCCACCGCAGCAGCUGAUGGGUCGUUGGUUGAGUGAGGCUUAUACCGAAGCACCACGGCUGACGGCUGUUUGUUGA